AUGUCUCAAGGCUAUUCGCUUGAUAGCUAUAGAGCUCUGUACGAAAAAGGAUCCGUCGAAGAGUACUCUAAGUAUCCUAAUUCCACCACUAUAGGGUUUAUCAUCUAUCUGUGCACAACAGAGUGCUACGAGAGAUUGAUGAAUAUGGGAUUCAGGCGGUCUGGAACUUUUCUCUACCGGUCGGAUCUAUUACGUAACUGUUGUCGCUUGUACACUAUACGAACGAACCUCAAGUUCAUACAGCAUGCUACCAAGGGCCAUCGCCAUACGGUGAACCGGUUCGAGACGUUUUUGAAGGGCAAAGAUCAAAAGCAAAAGAAGCAUUCGGCUGGUGUCUCGUUCAAUCUUAAGGAGAGAAUUCUUAAUCUAGAAACCACUGUAGACCCGGAUCGAUUUCAUACUGUGAUUGGACCUAUUCACGCUACUGAGCAAAAGUAUUUACUUUUCAAGAAGUACCAAAUACGGGUUCAUCAUGAAAAGGAAGAUGACAUUUCUUUUAAAGGGUUCAAAAGGUUUCUAUGCCAAACUCCAUUCGAAGGAAAUGUUGUGGAUCACAAUGAAGCAUAUUGGAAGAGAUUGAACGAGAACUGGAGAAAUGGAUCGUUUGAAGAGAGUGAUUCCGACGAAAUUGUUGGUCCUGUGCACGAAUGCUACUAUUUAGACAACCAGUUAGUGGCCAUUGCAGUGUUGGACAUUCUUCCAGAAUCGAUUUCGUCAGUAUAUCUCAUCUGGGACCCUGACUAUGCACAUCUAGGACUUGGAAAUUUGAGCGCAUUGAGAGAAUUGGUUCUCACCCAGAUGUUGGGAAAGAAAUACUACUACAUGGGAUAUUACAUAGACGAUUGUCCCAAAAUGAGAUACAAAGCGAAGUUUGGUGGUGAGAUCUUGGACGUGUGCAGUGGGAAGUAUGUAAGAUUGGAUAGGGCAAGACCGUUCAUCGAAGGAGGUAAGUUGGCAGUACUGAAAAUAAAGAGAGACAAUGAGGACACGUCAUUGGUACUUAAUGAGUUUGAGAUGCAAGACGGAAUGGAUGACGAGACCAUCAUCAAAGACGAGCCAUUGAUAAAUGUGGCUGAGCAGAUCUAUGGGAUAGAUGGUGGUUCGUUUACUAAGGCAGAAAGAACUGCACAGAAAUUACCAGAGAGCUUGAUUAGCCACAGUGCUAGCAGCAACGAAGAUUAUUGGAGGAGCGAUGAAAAAGAAACGGUGAAGCUUCCGGCAGUUUCUCCGGGAUUGAUGCCAUUGUGGCAGAUCAAUGAGAUAUAUCAGGACGGCAGUUUGAAGAAAUCAUUAGAAAAUGCAUAUCUAUACGACCAAGACAACCCGGGCUACUACCAGUUCCAAGCAGACCGUGACAGCAAGCGCAUGAAACUACUCGUUGAUCUCAUACGAUUGAUUGGGCUCAAACAGUUCGAGUACCCAACUUUGUGCAUAGUCUGA
Molecule: messenger RNA, 1440 nt
Organism: Brettanomyces nanus
Lineage: Eukaryota; Fungi; Ascomycota; Pichiomycetes; Pichiales; Pichiaceae
Exons: 1
Coding region: 1-1440 (479 amino acids)
Biological process (GO): protein arginylation
Cellular component (GO): cytoplasm
Molecular function (GO): arginyl-tRNA--protein transferase activity
Source: RefSeq, a predicted model, not a curated record